AGUUGGAAGGUUGAGAUUGGAAGGAAGAUAACAAGAAUUUGAAAUCGCACGCGUCGAGAAGCCAAAAGACAAGAACCGAUUUUAAUUUUCCCGGGAAAAUUGCAACUCCUUAACGUGCUUUGCUUUCAAUUGAAGGCUUAAACAUAAUUUCGAUUCUCAGUUACGCCAUGUUUGCAUAUAGUUUUUCCUUUUUUUUCUCCUUCGUCUGAUUGAUUGCUGUUUUUCAAUUACAGAAUGACGUAGAGCCUUGAGGGAAGAUGCAAAUUUAAAUCCGAUUUUGGAGCAUCGAAAUUCGGAGAUCAAUCAAGAAUAGAAAGAAUGUUGAAAUGGCGAAGAGAAUUCAUGCCAACCGCUACUCACCUCUCCCUCUCUCUCUCUCUGUGAGUCUCUGUUUCUUCCUCCUCCAUUUCCUUGGGUUGCUUUCCGAAUCCUUCUCUGGCUAGUGCUUCUCAUAAGCUUCAUGGAAAAUGAUCGAGAAUCUUCGGCUUCUUCUACAAGGGUGCGGAAUUUGGGUUUCGUAAUGGCUAUUGUUAGGUUUUUGUUUUAUCUUUUAUUGGGGACGAUGUGAUUGUUAUCUGCAGAUUUCAACAUGUAGUAAGACCAGCGAGCGAACGUUACAGCGAUCCAAGAUGUUGGAAGUUUCGAUCAUAGACAAAUUGGAUCAUCGAGACUCUGAGAAUGUGGCUGGAUGCGAUCCGAUUGAGCUUCACACGUCCCGAAGCAACGAAUCGGGCGAUACUGCUAGGAAAAAUCACUCAAAUGAUGAGACAGAUCAAGUUGCGGGGACUCCCAAUUUAGGGAGCAGAAGAACGCGUGGAUUCUCUGACUCUUUCGCUACUCAUGAGUUGAUAUUAUUAGAUUUGGAAAAUGGAGGCAAAGCUGAGUCAUCUCCAAGAGGGGUGCUCGAGGACUGCUCUAGAAGCUUAGAUUCUGAAACUACAACUUCACUGACCAGCACCUCCGACUGGGAUGGUCAUCCUGACUCCAGAAAUGCGAGUCACUGGAGAGGUUUCUUUCGUUUACUGAAGAAAGGUCCUCAAAUUCCUCAAAUGCGAUUUCAGCCCGCAUUUCCUCCUCUUAAGGCUGUUCCAAAACUCACCAGAAGAAAGAGCAAAAGAAUCAGAGAGGAUAUGCUUCCGGUGCUCUCACCAGUGGUGAGCUCUGCCAUAGAGACCGAGUUUUGCUACUUCAGAUCUUCUUGGAAGAAUUUCACACUUUCAGAGCUGAAAGCUGCAAGCAAUAACUUCAGCAAAGAAAACUUGAUUGGCGAGGGUGGUUAUUCUGAAGUUUACAAGGGGCAGUUGGAAGAUGGGCAACUUGUGGCGAUCAAGCGGCUUACAAGAGGUAGCCAAGAAGAGAUGACUGCAGACUUCUUGUCUGAGCUCGGAAUCAUUGUCCAUGUCGAUCAUCCUAAUAUCGCGAAUGUAAUUGGGUAUGGAGUUGAAGGGGGAAUGCACCUUAUACUUCAUUUAUCACCCCAUGGGAGCCUGGCAUCCAUACUUUAUGAGUCAAAGGAGAGACUUGAUUGGACAAUGAGGUACAAUAUUGCUCUAGGAAUUGCUGAAGGCCUCUUGUAUCUUCAUGAAGGCUGUCAAAGAAGAAUAAUCCACAGAGAUAUUAAGGCCUCUAAUAUAUUGCUUAGAGAUGAUUUUGAGCCUCAGAUAUCCGACUUUGGGCUUGCAAAGUGGCUGCCAGAUCAAUGGACUCACCAUACUGUGUCAAAGUUUGAAGGCACAUUCGGAUACCUUCCUCCCGAGUUCUUUAUGCACGGCAUAGUUGAUGAAAAAACUGAUGUCUAUGCCUAUGGAGUACUGAUAUUGGAACUUAUUACCGGACGACGAGCACUGGAUACCUCACAACAAAGCCUUGUGAUGUGGGCUAAACCUCUGCUUUCUAAGCAUGAUCUCAAGGAGCUUGUUGAUUCAUCUCUUUGUGACGCACAUGACACCGAACAAAUGAAACGUAUGAUAUCGAUUGCUUCGAUGUGCAUACAUCAGUAUUCAAUUCAACGGCCAGAAAUGAGUGAGGUGGUCCAGAUUCUGAAAGGAGAUGAAGUUGGUAAGGAGCUUGUAAAACGACAGAAGUCCAAACUUCAGAGGACAUACUCUGAGGAGCUGUUGGAUGCAGAAGAGUAUAAUUCUACCAAGUAUUUAAGUGACAUGGAUCGACAUUUGGAGGUUGUCUUAGGAACCUGUAAUAUUAAUGUUUAGAUUUCUUAUCACCUGACACAGAUACUUUGCUCCCAAAAAAAAAAGGAAAAGAAAGAAAGAAAAAGAAAAGAGAAAACUUCGUAUGAGAUUAUUUGUAUAUGAUAUUUAUGCUGUAUUUUACUCGAUCGUAUGAUCCUCAUGUUUCAAUUUUGUGAAUUGAAGUUUUCUUCGUCUUUUCUACCA
This is a messenger RNA of Momordica charantia (bitter melon), 2393 nucleotides long. Its product is annotated as Protein kinase superfamily protein. Gene Ontology annotation, molecular function: ATP binding; protein kinase activity. The record is from RefSeq and is a predicted model, not a curated record. Lineage: Eukaryota; Viridiplantae; Streptophyta; Magnoliopsida; Cucurbitales; Cucurbitaceae. Gene Ontology annotation, biological process: protein phosphorylation.